Blepharisma stoltei is the source of this 1080-nucleotide messenger RNA. NCBI's taxonomy places the organism in Eukaryota, Ciliophora, Heterotrichea, Heterotrichida, Blepharismidae. The record is from the annotation of a GenBank genome assembly.
AUGGGUUCCAAAUGCACGAUUCCAAGCAAGAAAAAAGCCUGUUCGAAGCCUAAAGUGUCAAAUAAAGUCCACUCAGAAAGUACUCCACAAAUCCCUAUAUAUUUCUAUACCAGAAAUGAAGCCUAUUCCAAAACAGCCCAAAAUUUUUUUCCGCUUCUUAAAAAGGGGAAAGAAAAUUUGCUCAAAAUUUUACUGAUAGAGUUAUCCCCAAAAGCUCGGUGAAACCUAUGAAAAACAGUUUUGAAUUGUAAAAUCGAUUAUUCUAAAUACGUUCAAAUUUCGGAUUCAGUUAAAGACCCGGACCUGAUAUACGUAAUUGAUAAAGACAUAGAGCGCACAUUUCCUAGCCACCCAGAAUUCUCUGCAAAUGGGAAAUACCUUAUCUCAUUAAGACAGCUCCUAUUAAACUUCAUAGGAUUCAAUAAAAUUGACUAUUGCCAAGGGAUCAAUUUUAUAGCUGGCAUGCUAUUAAUUGUAUCAGGCGGAAAUGAAUGCGAAAGUUACUGGAUGCUUGAUUGCAUUUUCAAUAAAUUUGGAGUCAAAAAUUUAUUUGACGUAGAUUUCUCACUUGUAAAUACUUUUGCCGAUCGCUUUUAUAAAGAAGCUGAAAAUUUAUUUCCAACUGUUUCUCAACAUCUUGAUAAUGUUGAGUUUGAUGACAUGUUAUGGCUCAAAAAGUGGUUUCUUACGAUGUUUACCUAUUCAUUUCCACUAUCCUGUAGUAUAAGAAUUUGGGAUUUUUUGAUGGUUUUUGGACUUGGUGGGAUGGUAAAUAUUGCACUAGGAAUUAUAAGCCACUAUCAAAAUGAAAUUUUAAACAGCGACUUUGAAGGCUUACUUGAGUUUUUUUCUAAUCUUAUUACCGAAAAUGUGGACAUUGAAAAAAUAUUAGAUACCACAUUAAAACUAAAGAUACAAACACUCAUUCUUGAAGAAGAUGAAUCUGAAAACGAAAGCUUACUUAUUCCUGAAGAAUUUGAAAAUGAUGAGCGUAUAAAAACAGCCUGGGACACUUACACAUUAGACGAAGUCCCUAAAGAUUUUGUGAAAGCAGUUGCUGACACUCCUACAGCAAAAUAG